GUGAAAAUGGCAGAAACGACAGCAGCAGCAGCCAUUGAGAAACCCAAGAUUACACUGUACUGGCUAGAAAAGUCUCGGUCGCAGCGCAUAGUAUGGCUUCUCCAGGAGGCCAAGGGUGUCGAUCUGGAGAUCCAGAUUUUCAAACGUGGAAAAGACAUGCUUGCACCGCCUGAAUUGAAGAAAAUCCAUCCGCUGGGGAAGUCUCCAGUGAUCUCAAUCAAAUCACAGAACACGCCGAAUGGUUUGGUGCUCAGCGAGUCGGGCGCACUCACCGAAUACGUAGUGGACCACUUUGCUCAGCAUCUUGCGCCCAAGAGGUAUCAAGAAGGUAAAGAUGGCCAGAUUGGCGGUGAAACCGAGGAAUGGCUUCGAUAUCGCUUGUACAUGCAUUACGCCGAGGGUUCAUUGAUGACUCUCCUCCUCAUCGGCCUCUUCGUUGACCAAAUCAAGAAUGCUCCCGUGCCGUUCUUCAUCAAGCCGAUAACAAGAACGAUUGGGUCUCGUGUCGAAGGACAGUUCUUGAACCAGAACUACGCAACGCACUUUGCAUUCCUCGACUCGCAGCUUGCAUCAUCGCCUGGUGGAGGACCAUAUAUUUGUGGCACUCAGUUGACUGCGGCCGACAUCAUGCUUUCAUUCCCGCUCAUAGCUGGGAAGAGCAAAAUUGACAAGUCAAAGUACCCGAAGCUUGGGGCGUACAUGGAGUUGUUGGAGAAACAUGAAGGCUACCUCAAUAGCAUCAAGAAGAUUGAAGAGGUGACGGGGGAGAAAUUUGCUCCAAUGCUGUAGAGUGGUGACAGCAAUUUGAAUCCUCAUCACUAUACAAGCCGCGUAUUUCAACGGAAUCGCCAUGUCUUAAAUAAUGCAGUGCAUCGUGUUCGCCUCCAAGUCUUCGCUGGGAUCCGUGUUCGACGAUGUUGAUUAUGAUCCAUGAAGCACGUCUCGAAAUGCCGAGAUUAUCUCUAUAUAAAAAUAAUCUGUUCGAUUGG
Pseudocercospora fijiensis CIRAD86 is the source of this 989-nucleotide messenger RNA. RefSeq lists its product as uncharacterized. The coding region runs from base 7 to 789 and encodes 260 amino acids. The transcript is spliced from 6 exons. NCBI's taxonomy places the organism in Eukaryota, Fungi, Ascomycota, Dothideomycetes, Mycosphaerellales, Mycosphaerellaceae. The record is from RefSeq and is a predicted model, not a curated record.